This is a messenger RNA of Schistosoma turkestanicum, 2371 nucleotides long. NCBI's taxonomy places the organism in Eukaryota, Metazoa, Platyhelminthes, Trematoda, Strigeidida, Schistosomatidae. The record is from the annotation of a GenBank genome assembly.
GUCCUGGGAUAUUUGUAAACCUAAUGAUUAUUAGGCAUGUGACAUUCGCAGUGCGCUAUUCGUUUAUGGCACUACAGUUGACAUGGCGGUCGAAUCACACUGGUCAGUUUAGUGUACAAUUCCAGUCUAUAAGUUGUAAAAAGUUCCUAGUUUGACGGUAUCAUUAAAAAUCUUCAACAGUUGUUGUUGAGAUACUUUAUUUUCUAGUCUCGCUUAGUUCAAACAUAUGAAAUGAGAUCUUUUAUAUUUAGGAAAGGAAAGCCUUCUUUAUGAUGCAAUGUUAUGUUAGAGUUCCUGGGUUUACAAGUUAGCUGUCUUAUUUCCAACUACUUUCAUAGCCUCAGUUAACUAGUUCAACUUGUCACUGUAGCUUUAAGAACUAAAAGUUUUCAGAAAAAGUCAUGUCUUAUACAUAGUUCAGGUACUAGCCGAUGAAAUGAGUCUUUUUGAUUUUAGGCAUGCAGCUUAACUUGAGUGGUUGUUAAUAAGUCCCAGCUUUUCAUCUAUGGUCACAUCAGUCGUAAUGGAUACUACUAAUACGCUGCUUCCGGAAAACUAUAGUAAACCGGAUGCAAUAUUGCGGGAUCACAAGUGUCCUGUUUGUCCUCAUUCUUCAGCAUCUAAGUCUGGACUAAUAUGUCACUUGACAGCAAAACAUAAAGAAUGCUUGGUUGCUGUUUGCAAAACAUGUCAACAGAACUUCACAUCAGAUGCUAUAGGUCCCCAUGUACUUACGUGCAAAGGAAGCUACUCUUGUAUUCAUUGUCGAGCUACAUUUACGUCACCAUCUUAUUUGCGACGUCAUAUCUCCCGGUGUCAUAGGGUUUUCGAUCGUCCCACCUGUGGUGUUUGUGGAAAGAAUUUUUCAUCGACCAAUUCACUGGCUAUUCAUCAACGAUUGCAUCAAAGCAAGUUUUUCUUAUUUCCUUCGAUUGAUAUUCUAGAUAAUAUGCCGUACGCCUGUCAGCUUUGCUUCGCUAAUUUCGCUCAAAAAAGCCAUCUGAAGUUGCAUUUAGAUUCUCAUCACGCCUACGUUGAACUGGAUAAAACGCCGAAACCUUUUGUGUGCAAAACCUGUGAUCGUGGAUUUUUGUUCAUUAUCAGCUUGCACCAACAUAGUUUACAGCAUUGCAAGCUUAGUCCUAAAAAGUUACUGCCGUGCAAAGUGUGUAAAAAAAACUUUGCUUACCAAAGUGAAUUGGAGCGUCACAGCGUCAUUCACACCAAGUGUUCACCGUACCGAUGUUCGUUUUGUUCUCGUACGUUUACACGUUCUAACUUGCUAAAGAAUCAUGCUCUGGUACACACGAAUCCAAGCCUUUUGACCUGUUGUUACUGUUCUCGAGUAUACGCGUCCCGUUCUUAUUUGCUACAGCAUAUUGAGCGACACAAAGAAAAACUACAAACAUCUUCAAUUUCAAGUACAACCUCCAUAUCAGAGAUAGAAACAAGUAUGUUGGACGAUUGUAGACAAUGUGCACCAGAGAUAAAUGAGGCUUGGGGAGAUUCGACUUUCGAGGAUCUGGGUAACGACCAAAUCGUUUCUCCAGAUGUCGACUUUCUACAUUCGUUGUUAUAUGGACAAAAUGUGAGUUGACUUUCCAAAGAGUUGAUACGUGUUACCACAUCAUCACUGAUACAAAAAACUAGUCUUCCUUAUUUCAUUAUUCAUGCUGAGUUUGCAAUCUUCAUAUCGUCGAAUUGUGCAGAUGAAUUUUGUGUUUUGGUAAUUGUCACGUACAGUGCAUCACAGAGGACAAUUCGCCAUCAGCUGAUUACAACUUGCUGCAUUUCUAGCUUAACAAGUCUUUCGAGAAUAGCUCGUCUUUCUGAUUUUCAAUAAUCUAUCUGGGCAUUUCUUAUUCUUAUCUAAAACUAAGAAAUCCGCUUCAGCUUAUCUUGUAACUGCUACUUUUCUUACAGCCAUUUUAGUUGACCAAAUAACUGCAUUUAUUCGUCAGAUCUACUUUUUUCCCCUACCAAUGUUUAACUUGUGAUAGUUAAUUUAUUUACCAAAUGUGAACUUCAAAUUACCACUAUUUGAAUCCUAUGCUUUCAUCUUGAGACCUUAAACCGGUUGUUUUUGGACCUCGUGUCUUUCUGUGAAGUUGGAAUAGUAGUUAUGUUUUAGGGCUAUCGUGAGCUCCCUUCCAACUUCCUCAGUGAAGAAAAGAUUGUAAAUCAAUUUUUGUCUGUUCUACAUCAGCGUGACGUCGUUUAUAUUUUUGUAAGUAUUCGACCAGGCUUACAUGAUGUCAGGACAUGACUGCCUGACCGCUAUCUUUUUGUUUUUAUAUGGAUUUAUUUUUUAUUUUAUACACUGUUCCUGUGCAUUUUCCACGUUUUCUGCAAAUAUACUUAACAGUAAAUA